AUGUUUGGGAAACAAGACAAAAUGGACGUUAGAUGCAGUUCAGAGACUGAAGCUAACCGGGUCUCGAAGAACGGACAUAAAGAGGGCAAGGAAAGCAAAGGGUCUGAAGGAAAUAUUUCUACUUCUUUUUUGAAGGAUCAGCAAGGGACUUUUUCUGCCUCUGCAGCUACGGAAGAUUGUAAUAAAAGUAAAUCUAGUUCGGCUGAUCCGGACUAUUGCAGGAGGAUCCUAGUUAGAGAUGCCAAAGGUUCAAUCAGAGAGAUUAUUCUGCCUAAGGGGCUUGAUCUGGACCGUCCCAAGCGGACCCGCACCUCCUUCACGGCCGAGCAGCUCUACCGCCUGGAGAUGGAGUUCCAGCGCUGCCAGUACGUCGUGGGGCGGGAGCGCACCGAGCUCGCCCGCCAGCUCAAUCUCUCCGAGACUCAGGUCAAAGUCUGGUUCCAGAACCGUCGCACCAAGCAGAAAAAGGACCAGGGCAAAGACUCCGAGCUGCGGUCGGUGGUAUCCGAGACGGCCGCCACCUGCAGCGUCCUCCGGUUGCUGGAACAAGGCCGGCUCCUCUCCCCACCGGGGCUGCCGGGUCUCCUGCCUCCCUGCGCUACCGGAGCUCUGGGCUCGGCGCUGCGGGGACCCGGCCUGGCGGCGGGCAGAAAGGGCCGGAGAGGGAGAGCGGACGGGGUGCGGUUUGGCCGGGCUUUUUCGGAGCGGCUGUGGCCAAUGUCAAGCGAGGGAGAAGGAUUUCGGAGAGAGGAAGAUGGAGCUGCCAGGUGA
Messenger RNA from Haliaeetus leucocephalus (bald eagle), 771 nucleotides. RefSeq names its product ventral anterior homeobox 1 (gene VAX1). Gene Ontology annotation, molecular function: DNA binding; DNA-binding transcription factor activity, RNA polymerase II-specific. The transcript has 4 exons. The record is from RefSeq and is a predicted model, not a curated record. NCBI's taxonomy places the organism in Eukaryota, Metazoa, Chordata, Aves, Accipitriformes, Accipitridae. Bases 1 to 771 code for a protein of 256 amino acids. Gene Ontology annotation, biological process: neuron differentiation; regulation of DNA-templated transcription; central nervous system development.